Molecule: messenger RNA, 432 nt
Organism: Rubroshorea leprosula
Lineage: Eukaryota; Viridiplantae; Streptophyta; Magnoliopsida; Malvales; Dipterocarpaceae
Source: the annotation of a GenBank genome assembly
GGUGACUUACCUUUUCAGCAGGAUUGAAAAAUAUUUAACUGAAAAUCUAAAAGAUCUCUUCUUAGUUCUUUCCCCUCUAAUUUGCUAAACAAUCUCAAACAAAUUCUCUUCACUGCAAAGUGCAUACGUACGUGGAAUUGAAAGAAGAAAAUGGAGAAAACGUCCCUCAAACUGACAUUCCUGGUUCUCUUGAUCCUUUUUUCUAGUGGGUCAUUUUCGACCGUGCUGGGAGUGGAAGGAAAAGUGUGUCGUAGUUUACAGGACUGCCCGAUUUGCGAAAGGGGACAGAGGAUCUGUGAUUUGGGGUUCUGUGGCUGUUUGGGAGGUGGCGUUGGGCCUCCUCCUCUUCGUUUUUGAAUAUUUUUCAUCGUGAUGGCAAUCAUGUAUUGAAUCUUAUGCAAAAACAAAAUGUAAUAAAGUCCCUCAUGAGUU